CUGCGUUCCUCACCCGCCAGCUUUUGCCUGAACCUUACAAGCUUCUGAGAUGAAGAACCCGGAGGAAGCGGCGGACGGGAAGCAGCGUAUUCACCUGCGCCCUGGCUCGCUGCGGGGCGCCGCACCGGCUAAGCUGCACCUCCUGCCCUGCGACGUUCUGGCCAGCCGGCCCGCCCUGGUAGAUCGCUUCUUCACGCCCGCCGUCCGCCACGAUGCAGACGGGCUACAGGUGUCGUUUCGCGGUCGCGGCCUGCGGGGCGAGGAGGUAGCUGUGCCGCCAGGGUUUGCGGGAUUCGUGAUGGUGACGGAGGAGAAGGGAGAGGGGUUGAUAGGGAAACUGAACUUCCCCCGGGACGCGGAGGACAAAGCGGACGAGGCGCAGGAGCCGCUGGAGCGGGACUUCGAUCGCCUUAUGGGGGCCACCGGCAGCUUCAGCCAUUUCACCUUGUGGGGUCUGGAAACGGUCCCGGGUCCAGAUGCCAAAGUGCAUAGGGCCCUAGGUUGGCCCAGCCUCGCAGCAGCGCUCCGGUGGCUGGCGACUCAUUAGACCCCUGACUGACCUUGGACUCAGGAGUUUUGUGAGUGCUGGGAUGAUAGGCACACACACCUCCAAGCUCUGAUGACGCUUCCUGCGAACCCUGCUGACCCCCUCUGUUACUGGGAUCUGAGUAGCUGUCAUGUCUGCUCUGCCCUGACAGUGACCUCUCAGGAAAGGAAAUUUCUCCAAAUCCCAGUUUUCUGUACAUUCCCUGCUCUGUGUCAAGAAUUCAAUAAACACAGUGAACUGAUCAUAGCCAGAAUGGUCA
This is a messenger RNA of Mus caroli (Ryukyu mouse), 806 nucleotides long. It is a transcript of the gene Rnaseh2c, whose product is annotated as ribonuclease H2 subunit C. NCBI's taxonomy places the organism in Eukaryota, Metazoa, Chordata, Mammalia, Rodentia, Muridae. The record is from RefSeq and is a predicted model, not a curated record. Gene Ontology annotation, cellular component: ribonuclease H2 complex. Gene Ontology annotation, biological process: RNA catabolic process.